Molecule: messenger RNA, 402 nt
Organism: Lathyrus oleraceus (garden pea)
Lineage: Eukaryota; Viridiplantae; Streptophyta; Magnoliopsida; Fabales; Fabaceae
Exons: 1
Coding region: 1-402 (133 amino acids)
Source: RefSeq, a predicted model, not a curated record
AUGGGUGGAAGAAUGGUCAUUGAUACUCCAGCUAAUGAGUCAGUGACUACUUCUUUAGUUUGUUUGAAUUUACAUUUGACAAUAUAUGGUAGGGACUUUGGUAUUAACAUAGUUUUCUUACCAUUGAGUCAAAUUGAUGUUAUAUUGGGUAUGAACUGGUUAAAGUUCAACUGUAUUUAUAUCAACUGCUAUAAGACGAUGUUAUUGACUGAGUUUGUGGAAGAGAAAGAUCCCCAAUUUAUGUCUUCUAGACAAGUAGAAGAGUUCUUGAAAGAUGAAUCUCAAGUGUUUGCAAUGUUUACUUCUUUGAAAGUUGAACGUAAAGCGGUGUUGGACGAUCUUCCUGUAGUGAGUGAAUUUCCACUUGUGUUUCCAGGUGAUAUUAUUCAUUUACCACCAUAG